Mycena citricolor is the source of this 1220-nucleotide messenger RNA. Lineage: Eukaryota; Fungi; Basidiomycota; Agaricomycetes; Agaricales; Mycenaceae. The record is from the annotation of a GenBank genome assembly.
UGUUCAUAACGUAUCUGGCGCUUCAAGUUACCACCGGCGGGCAAUCGUCAAGUCAGCGAGUAUCGAUAUGGCAUCACAUGCACGAUUUUCUCAUCUAUCCCGCGAUUAUUACCAGGUCGACCAAUAAGACUGCUCAAUGAGAGUCCAGUCCUAGAUAGAUGAAGGAAAGAUCUCUACUUCUGGUUGCUUAAUUACUGGCGACCUGGGCCUGUGUACGACUCUGCGUCUGAGAAAGAGGGGAUGGGAACAAUUGCAAGACUCAUUCCUGAAGCUUUUGAAGUUUUGAAGUUCCCAGGCUACUUGUGCGCUGCUCGCAGUGCACAGUCCACGAGGAUGAUGAUUGUCAUUCAACAAGACUCAAGCAUAGUCCAUCGCUAUGCGUCCAGCAGGGAUCAGCAGGGACCCAGAUACAGUGUAUUUCGCGGAUACCAGGAUGAGCAGCCAGCCCAGAUUUGGUGGAGCUUGCCGCCCUGAGAGCUUUGAAGCAUGUCCUUUCUGGCAUCAUGAUGAUCAAACAUAGACCAACAACUUCCUUCGGUCACUUCUCGCAACACUCUACUAGCAAUGGGAUCGUUAGACACGGCGGCGACCUUACCCCCCAGCUCCUCCGCGCUCAAUAAAUCCACCACGACCGCGCCAAUCACUUCAACUUCUGGCGGCAUGACACCCGAACUUGAAUCUACAUUGUCUCUGCUUUCUUCUCAUCGCUCGGUCCUGGGCUAUAUACUCGUCAGCCGGGGACAUCCGGUCAGCAUCAUACGACAUUCGGGCAGCGUGUUCGACGGCGAGCAGGGUCGACGGUAUGCCAGUGCCAUUGGGAGGAUCGUGGAGAGCGUGAGCACAGGUCUGGAGGAGGUGCACGGAAGUGCGGAUGCGGAUCCGGAGGAUCUGCGAUUCUUGCGCAUUCGGACGAAGCGCCACGAAAUUCUCAUAUCCCCUGACGACCGUUAUCUUCUGGCUGUAUUACACGAUCCAUCGACAUGACCACUCUCCCUGUUCUUCUGCACUUUCUGCUUUCCUUGUAUAUCUAUUUAGGGACUCUUGAAUUAUGGCGAUCAUCCCCUUAAUCGCUCUGAAGGAACAAAGCCCCUGCCAUUCCUUUCUCCGAUGAAGAGAAAUUGCAUUCCGUCCGAUCCCGUUAAUGAUCCCCACGCUCUUCCAGCGCUCCCAGAGCAUGCCCACACCGACGGCCGCACCAGGUUCACCACGAAUAUCUCGCU